Plectropomus leopardus (leopard coralgrouper) is the source of this 1299-nucleotide messenger RNA. NCBI's taxonomy places the organism in Eukaryota, Metazoa, Chordata, Actinopteri, Perciformes, Serranidae. The record is from RefSeq and is a predicted model, not a curated record.
CUCAGGACGUCUCCCUUCAGGUGGAACACUGGUACGAAGGAGCGGAUGCUGAUCAAGGUGACAGACAGGGAGCCCAGCUUUUUGGCCCACCAGGGAAAUGGUUACUCCCCCUGCGAUCCCCCCACCCCUGGUCCUCCCUCUGGAGGAGGCACCACCUCACGAACCCGCCGCUCCUCUGGAGGAAACCCGCCUCCAGAACCCGAGGGCUCCCCUGUUCUCUAUGGGGACCGCCGUCAGUCCCCCUUCUUGAAGCGGGCUGAGCUGGGCGGCACCGGCACUCACCGCCGCUCCUCAGCCGACUCCCAGCCUCCCUCACCCCGCUACGCCUACGAACCCCCACUUUACGAGGAGCCGCCUUCAGAGUACCAAUCCCCUCCCAUCUAUGAGGAGCCUCCCACUGACAUGCACCUCUCAGACUCCUCCUCCUUCUACGGCACUGGCAAGUCACCUGCUCGCAAAUCUUCGGCCCCCCUCUAUCACUCCCCCAAGCAAGGCCAGUCGCCCUACGGCCAGCUGGUGCUGACCCGGCAAAAGUGUCCAGAGAAGACCCAGAGUCUGGAGUACAGUCCUGUGGGGAAGGAGUACGUCAAGCAGCUGGUGUAUGUGGAGCAGUCAUCUUCCAGCCCGCGCUUCAAGACAGCCGACCGCCUGCUGCGUUAUGGCACCACGGGGGGCUAUGGUGGCUCAUAUGGGGGGUCCUAUACUCUGCAGCACAGCCAGUCUCUGAUUAGAGACCCCCGCCUACUGCUGGACUACAGUGGGGAGGGGGGAGAGGGAGGCCAGAGGCUGCUUUAUGAGGACUCCAUAUCCUGGACAUCCAGUCAGACCCACUCCCUCUCCUCCUCCUCCACAGGUGGUCCCGGAGCGUUCUCUCCUGGAGGUAACCGCAAACGGAAGAGCCGCAAGCCGUCCCUCCCCCAGGAACUGGCACGCUGCGGGGGCCCGGAAGGAGAGCUGGCAGGCACAGCGUCCGAGGCCAUGCUGGCCCAGGCCCGGCUGGCGUGGGAGGCCCAGCAGGUGAUGAAACAGAGGAGCAGUUGGGACUCUGGGCAGGGUGGGGGGGCGGCCCAGGGCGGUGGCUCCAAAGACGGUUAUGAGAGUGACGGGGCAGUGCCUCUGCCGUUACCGGGGCCAGUGGUGAGGGCGUUCAGUGAGGACGAGGCGCUGGCGCAGAGCGACGGACACCACUGGAAACGCAGCACCUUCGAUCGGCUGGGCUUCCCUCAGGCCCUGCUGGAGAAGAGCCUCUCUGUCCAGACCAACCUGGCCUCCCCAGAGCCUUACCUCCACCCCUCACAG